Exserohilum turcica Et28A is the source of this 1340-nucleotide messenger RNA. RefSeq lists its product as uncharacterized. Lineage: Eukaryota; Fungi; Ascomycota; Dothideomycetes; Pleosporales; Pleosporaceae. Gene Ontology annotation, biological process: transmembrane transport. The transcript has 3 exons. The record is from RefSeq and is a predicted model, not a curated record. The coding region runs from base 156 to 1172 and encodes 338 amino acids.
UUUCUCGCCGCCUUCUCUGUCAUGAGAUAGUGCCACGCACCUUGCUACCACACACCAGAACCCCUCGCCGCCGCCGCCGCCUGCCUUGCCUUGCCUGCUCGUCGCAAUACCCGAGUCCCAUUUUCCCACAGCGACCGCUUUCCACGAGACCCGCCAUGGCAGGACAGUCCAAGGUAGAGACCCUACCGCCAUGGGGUUAUGCUGUUGCCGGUGCUGCAGGCGCUGUUAUCGCAAACACUCUCGUCUACCCAUUGGACUUGAUCAAGACGCGGUUACAAGUCCAGGUGAAGCACUCCUCGACUGCCAGCGGUGCCAAUCCCCCCGACGAAGAGCACUACGAUGGCGCGCUCGACGCGCUACAGAAGGUGUUUGCCCAGGAGGGCCUGUCUGGUCUGUACGCCGGCAUAGGAGGCUCGCUACUUGGCGUCGCCUCGACCAAUUUCGCCUACUUUUACUGGUAUACCAUUGUCCGCAGUCUGUACAUGGCCAACCGUUCCCUCCAAUCCUCGCCCGGCACCGCAAUCGAGCUCUCUCUUGGUGCCGUAGCCGGUGCCCUCGCUCAGCUCUUCACCAUCCCUGUUGCCGUGGUGACAACGAGACAGCAGACCAUGAGCAAGGCAGAGCGCAAGGGCAUGAUUGCCACUGCCAUGGACGUAGUCAAUGGCGAGGAUGGCUGGACAGGUCUCUGGCGCGGACUGAGGGCGAGUUUGGUCCUGGUCAUCAACCCCUCCAUCACAUAUGGUGCUUACCAACGGCUGCGCGAAGUCAUGUACCCAGGAAAGAAGACAUUGAAGCCCCUGGAGGCAUUCCUCCUCGGCUCGCUUUCCAAGACGCUCGCAACAAUCGCAACCCAGCCCCUCAUUGUCGCCAAAGUCGGCCUGCAGUCAAAACCCCCGUCGGCCAGGAACGGCAAGCCCUUCAAAUCCUUUACAGAAGUCAUGCAAUACAUUAUUGAGCACGAAGGCCCCAUGGCCCUUUUCAAGGGCAUCGGCCCUCAGAUCCUCAAGGGUCUGCUUGUCCAGGGUUUCCUCAUGAUGACCAAGGAGCGCAUCGAGCUCUCUUUUAUCCUCCUUUUCCGCUACUUCCGCCAGAUGCGCGCCCAGAAGCUGCAGAAACUCGCAAAUAAGGCUGCCGAGGCGGCAGGCAAGGCGUCGCCCGUCUUGAUCAAGUAGAAAUAUUUUCCUCUUUCUUGAUCCAUCCAUGGGCAUCAUUUUCGCAAUGUCAGGUGUAUAUACCCUGCUGUUAUUUUUUUUGGCUUUGUUUUGGAUUUAUAUACGGCACGCAAGAUGGGAGUACGUUUGUUGCGUCGAGUGUAGUAGCAUUCCGCCUCGAUUGAGGUG